Messenger RNA from Coccomyxa subellipsoidea C-169, 1630 nucleotides. RefSeq lists its product as hypothetical. The coding region runs from base 314 to 1009 and encodes 231 amino acids. The record is from RefSeq and is a predicted model, not a curated record. Lineage: Eukaryota; Viridiplantae; Chlorophyta; Trebouxiophyceae; Coccomyxaceae. The transcript has 5 exons.
GGCGCAAAUACCAUCUUGAAUGUUUGAAGACGAAGGUCUCCCGAAGAAAAGUAAAUACACUGUGCCAGACAAGCCUGGGAGGCCACGGAAAUUGGCCCUUGGCUUCCGUAAACUUAGACGUAGGGCUGAGCUGACCGAACUGGUCAGAAAGACGCGCCUGACAAUAGAAACCUCCAAAGGAUAUGCAUCUAUGACCGAACAGAUGACCUGGAUGAGCGUUUCACUGGCGUCCAGCUGCGGUCGGGUGUGCAUGCCUUGGUGAUGGGCGGGGCAUCGAGCUCAGGGGUCAGCAGGGCAUGAGGGUGUGUGCUGCAUGGACGGCCCUCUCGCGUUCGGCAAUUCAGACCUCGAAGUUGGUUUUGCUUUGCAGUAUGCCUCCCAGGGCAGGAAGGCUGCCGUCGCAGCCUCUGUCGUCACCACUCUCCUUGCUGCCCUGAGCCUCAGCCGCUGCAUCAGCUUGGCGGUGGCAGAUGGCCUCACACCUCGGCUCGCGCUGCUGAUCGCCAUAUCUUCGGUGCUGCUGUGCAGCCAUGCCUGGACCCUCGCCGCCGUGGUGCAGCCGUCACAGGUGUGGAGGCACGAGAGCGUGAAGUCAGCCAACUCCCUGGUGGGCGCCACUGCGUGCAUGAUGGGCAGCAUACUCUCUCAUCACCACGAGCUGGGCCUCAAGGCCCCCGUUGGCAUCACCUGCAUCCGGGGGUUCCUCGUGCUCGGGGAGACCUAUCGGCUGACCAUUGCCCUGCGCUUACAUGCCAUCCAAAUGGUGUGUUUUGUCAUCCAGGAGCUGGAUCUUGUGCUGCAGUCCUCGAAGCGGACGCUGCCAGACUUCUUCAAAGACCUGGCGGUGGCUCUGGUGCUUGGCAAGGCCCUGCCCAUCCUGGUUGCGGCUGUGAUUGAGGCCCGCUCACGCUCUGAAUUCCUGAGGGCCAGGCGGCUGCCAUCAAGACAUCUGCCGCCAAUGUGGAAGCGUAUGGUCAAGGCUCUGCCAAGCAGGCUCAAAGGCAAUUAGGAGGCGCGCACGUUGUUUACUGGACGUCUAUGGAAUUCGUAGAUCUCUAGAAGGUGCAAGGGGUGGACCUUUCAAAAAGGGUUUGGGGAAAGGGAAAAUGCAGGCUGAGUAAGCGAGUGAGCAUGUACAGCCAAAGCAGCUUCAUAAAUUGGCAGCAGCAGCGGGGAAUCUGCAGUGCAGCUUGCCUCUGGGCGCACCAGUGACAGUGUAGCCACGGUCAUGUUGGUGGGCGGUGGAGGUGAAGUGUACUUGUCAGUAGUGGAAGGAGGCCUACUGUCUCCUUAGGCCGUGUAGGAAGGAGGGCAAGUGCCAGCCCUUCUGUAACUCUGCGCAGUUUGGGGGCCCUGCUACCAAUCAAACACCAAAGAAAAAAAGGAAGGCGGCUGAUGGCAUGCGAUGGAGAGGGGUGUAGCGGAGCCAAACAGUCCCUUGUGAUCAAGAGGUGUAGGGCGGAGCUGAAUGUAGUGCCUUCCACAAGCAACAGCCAAUGGCCGUCCGAUACAGACUUGGGAAUGUUGUGAAAUGCCUGCCCGCUACAAAGCUCACAAACAAAAGACCAAUCACGCAUGAGAUGUGCGGUGCAUUUUAUCAUCUGUGGUAAUAUAACCCCUAAGUCAGGCG